UGCGCCACAGCAUCAUCCAGACGGAAUUCUACCAAAAAUCCCUGGACUCGGGGGCGGACAGCGACGAGUUCAUGUUCGACUUCGACGGCGACGAGAUUUUCCACGUGGAGAAGGAGGAGACGGUGUGGCGGCUCCCGGAAUUCCAGGAGUUCGCCAGCUUCGAGGCGCAGGGAGCGCUGCAGAACAUCGCCAUCGACAAGCAGAACCUGGAGAACUCCAUGAAGGCCUACAACAAUUCCCGCAUCCCCAGCGCCCCCUUCCCCCCAGUGCGCCACAGCAUCAUCCAGACGGAAUUCUACCAAAAAUCCCUGGACUCGGGGGCGGACAGCGACGAGUUCAUGUUCGACUUCGACGGCGACGAGAUUUUCCACGUGGAGAAGGAGGAGACGGUGUGGCGGCUCCCGGAAUUCCAGGAGUUCGCCAGCUUCGAGGCGCAGGGAGCGCUGCAGAACAUCGCCAUCGACAAGCAGAACCUGGAGAACUCCAUGAAGGCCUACAACAAUUCCCGCAUCCCCAGCGAGCCCCCGGAGGUGGCGGUGUUCCCCAGAUGGAUGAAAAUUUCGGGACGGCCGAAAUUUAGGGAAUUCCGGGUUUCCCCAGAACCCCAGAUCGUGGCGCCGGCGUCCGAGGCCACGGAGACGGCGGUCUGUGCCCUGGGGCUGGCCGUGGGCAUCGUGGGCAUCGCCGCCGGCACCGUGCUCAUCAUCCGCGGCAUGAAGCUCGGCCGCGCCCGCCCCGAGCGCGGCGCGCUCUGAGCGCCACCAGCCCCAGGAAUCACCCCAAAAUCUGCCCCAAAAUGGCCCCGAAAUCCGUCCCAAAAUGGCCCCGAAA
This is a messenger RNA of Passer montanus (Eurasian tree sparrow), 831 nucleotides long. Its product is annotated as HLA class II histocompatibility antigen, DR alpha chain-like. Lineage: Eukaryota; Metazoa; Chordata; Aves; Passeriformes; Passeridae. The annotation marks the transcript as partial. The record is from RefSeq and is a predicted model, not a curated record. Gene Ontology annotation, biological process: positive regulation of T cell activation; antigen processing and presentation of exogenous peptide antigen via MHC class II; immunoglobulin production involved in immunoglobulin-mediated immune response. The transcript is spliced from 4 exons. Gene Ontology annotation, cellular component: MHC class II protein complex; membrane. Gene Ontology annotation, molecular function: MHC class II protein complex binding.